AUGGUUAUCCCCGACCACAGUAAGCUUCCGCCAGUUGCGUCUCUUAUUAAUAAAUUCGAGCAGAACCCAGACGAGACCUCUGGUCAAAAUAUAAGCCGAGCUCGCAGUCCAGUCGGAAAAUUGGUCCAUAAUUAUGGUGUGGUGACUGAGCAGGAGGGGAAGCAAAAUGAAACAACAAUUCCUGGCAAAUUAGUUCACAGUUUUGGUACGACAAUCGAGCAGGCGGAAAAGCAGGAGGAAAACAAAGUGACGAUGACCAGCAUUACCAUAGAGAAAAGUGUUGAGAAUAUUCAAACGAGCGAAGAGAAGGUUGAUGUUCCCACCGAUAAUGGUAAAAUCGAUGAAGGAAACGAGACCAUCAAGGAAGAAGCAGUGAUUGAGACCUCUGUGGUUGUUGAAGAAGAACAUAAGGAAGAGGAAGUCAAGGAAAUGGAAGAAAAUAAAGAGCAGGAGGUCGCGAUUGCAACCGUGGAGGCCGAAGUAAAAGCACCAUCCUCGACUAGUCCCACCGUUCAAAAGAAAAGUACGAAGAAACCUGGCAUCUCAUCUACGUCCACACAGAAGAAGGUUUCUACUACCGCAAAUAAGCAUGCCACCAGUGUACCUAAAACUAUCGCCACCUCCACGAAUAAAAAGCCGGCUGACAAGAGUAAACUGACUCCCGGCACCACGACCGCUCGUCCAAAAUCUCCGUCCGGGAGACCCACGACCACCACUCCCACCGCAGCCAAAGUAAAAAGUACUACCAAAACAGUAAAGACAGCCACCACAACCUCACAUGCGGAAAAACCUAAACCCAACACAAGAGUGACGACCAAAACUACCUCCACCAAAAUCACGGCUCCCAAACCAAUAUCAACUUCUUCCUCGAUUCCCGAGAAGAAAAACGUGACUAAAGUUCCUCCGAGAUCCAGGCCUGCAGAUAGACAGGUUAAAAAAGAUCCCAAAGAUGGCAAACCUCUUAGUAAGAAGGUUCAAGAUAAAAAGGAUUCCACGUCACACCACCCUGAAAAAAAGGAAGAAAGCAUGAACCCUGAGAAGGACAAAGAGUCUCCUGAAGCCCACGAAACAAGUGAACAUGUCGAAAUCACAGAGACCGAAUCUCACGAACAUGAAAUCAAAGAGAAGGAAGAUAACCAUGAGGAGGAAGAUAACCACGAGAAGGAAGAUGAUCAUGAGAGAGAAGAAUUGCAUGAGAAUAACAGCGAGAUUUCUGCGACUGAAUCACACGAAUCCCAUGGAGAAGUAUCAGUAACCGAGUCACAUGAGUCCCACGAAGAAGUGUCUGUAGCCGAGUCACACGAAUCUCUUGUGGAAGUUUCGGUGACCGAAACAGAACAACCUGAUGCCGAACAUCACGCAGAGGUGGCAGAAAUUAUUGAGACCGAGGAAAAAACGGAACUUCUCACGCCGGCAAAGAAUAUAAGCCCUGACACUGAAGAAGACAUCACCACUGAAACGGUGGGUAUUGUGAAGGAACCUUGA
Molecule: messenger RNA, 1485 nt
Organism: Acaulospora colombiana
Lineage: Eukaryota; Fungi; Glomeromycota; Glomeromycetes; Diversisporales; Acaulosporaceae
Source: the annotation of a GenBank genome assembly